Odocoileus virginianus texanus is the source of this 2823-nucleotide messenger RNA. NCBI's taxonomy places the organism in Eukaryota, Metazoa, Chordata, Mammalia, Artiodactyla, Cervidae. The record is from RefSeq and is a predicted model, not a curated record.
CAUUUCAGAAUGCCUUGAAGAUUUUUCACAGGAUAAAAGGUGGUCAAGUUUCAGUUUCUGAAGUGGGUGAAGUGUUGGAUAGCAUGGAUAUCUUGGUGGUCCCUGAAACUUUGCAGGAAGUGAUAAAAUACACUAAUAUCAACAGUAAUCAAAUGGUGGAUAUUGGGGAUAUUAUAUUUACUUUGGAUGAACUACAGCAAGAGUAUGAGAAUAUUUCAAUUAUGGAAGGAGCAGCCUCGGAUGAAGCUACUUCAAGAAAGUUAUCAAAUGUAUCAGGAUGCUAUCCACAAUAUAGGAAGAAAAGCACUUUAGCUUCUGGACUGUCUGAAUCAUCAUUAUUCCAAAAAUUAAAUACAAAGAGCCUCCAAAAUCAUAAAAUUAUGAGUGAGAAUGAUGACUAUGAAUUUAAAAGACCAAAAAAUAUUUUGCAAAUACGAAGAUUCCAGGAUGAGGUUGAUGGCGGUGAUAUAGAGUUCCAGGAACCAUAUUCAAAGGAUGGCAUGAACUUUAAGAAAAGUUCAGAGAAAGUUGAAAUUCAUGACUCAAAGUCUAAACCACAAGACUUGAAGCAUGUUUCAGGCCUCAAAAAGACUCUGGAUAAAAGUGAUAUUUUUAGUAUCCCAAAACUUCAGAAGCCAGCUGUGAGAAGGAGCUCUAGCCUUCUAAAACAAGUUUCAUCUAAGGAAAAAACUGCAGUUAAUGCUCUGGGAAGUGUCUGUGAAACUAUCAAAAAACUCCAAGAAAAUUACAUUGAUGCAGAAGAACUUCAGUCCAUUUUGCCUUCAAUAGGAAUUACUUUAUCAGAUAAAGAAUUCAAGAAGAUUGUGACCGACACUGCUAGAAAUGAAAAUGGAAUGGUGAAAUUAGAUGACUUUGUGAGUGCUGUCUCUAAAGAGCAAACUCUUCCUGAAUAUGAUGUGUUGGCUGGUGUCAUUAAAGCUAUUGAUAAAAUUAAAGAUGAAAAUAUUGAUUAUGGGGAUCUGAACACUUGUCUUCAAAAUUUAGGAGUUUACCUUUCUAAGCCAGAAUUUCAGAAGAUCACAGAGUUGACUGAAGUUGGUGAAACAAAAAAAGUGAAUUUUAAACAAUUUGUUGAUACUAUGAUGAGAAACACGGAACGCUUCUCUGAAAAAUUAGUAUUGCUUGAUACUAUUGAAAACUUCCACAAUCUCAGCAAAGAAAAGAUGAGUGCUCCUGACCUGUGGAAUACUCUGUCUAAUUUGAACAAUAAUUUAAACAAAGAUGAAUUCCUAACUGCACUGAAAUUGGCAAAAGCUGAUGAAGGUGACAAAGUACAAAUUGAAGAAUUUGCAAAAGUGGUAAAGGAAAUGCAUGAUACCUCCAAGUUAAAAGAAUCACAGGAGACUGUCUUAGCUGUUGAUUUGCCUGAAGAUGACAUGAUACCUGGGAAGAACUUGGAAGGUUUUCUAGGAGAUAUUGGAAUUAAGUCACCUAAAGAAGAGGUAGAGAAAAUCCUUCAGUCAGAUUUUGUUUCUGAAGACAACAUGGUUAAUGUUAAAGACUAUAUGAAGACUCUGAGUGACACCCAGAAAUUUUCCAAUUUUAUUGAUUUAUAUAAAGAGAUUACAACUCUUGAAAAGAUCAGAAAUGAUAAGAUGCCUAUAAAUGAACUGAGCUCCCAACUCUUGAGUGCUGGAGUUCCUUUAUGCAACAAGGCAUUCCAGGAGAUUCUGAAUGAAGCAUCUACUGAUGAAACUGGUGAAGUAAAUCUCAAACAAAUUUUGGAAACUUUUAACACAAGUAAGCCAGUUUCUGAAUUUAAAGAUAUACACACUGCCCUCAAUACUGUCAGCUUGAUGAACCGCAACAGAAUUCAAGCUAAUGACUUAAAAGAUGCUUUUGAUGAACUCAGUGUUUCUGUAAAGCCUGAAGAACAUCAGAUGUUAGAGAAAACCCUUGACAUUGAUGAAAAGGGGCAUGUUUCCCUGAAGUCUGCCCUAUUAGCACUGAAGAGCAGUAAGCGUUUUCAAGAUUUUAGGGAGGUUAAUAAACUUGCAAAUGCCUUAGACAAAGUCACCAAUGAAAAAGUUUAUGUUGAUGAUAUACAAUCUAUACUGAGUGGCCUGGGGAUUUACUUUCCAGAAGAAGAAUUACAAGAGAUGCUUUCAUCAGUUUCUGUUGAUAAUGAAGGAAAAGUGGACUUAAAAGAUUUCCUGAUUAGGUUGUCACAAACUCCAUAUUUUACAAAAGGUUCAAAACUAGAAGGUCCCAUGAAAGCUCUGGCCUCCAUUAGGAAAAAUAUGGCCAAUCCUGAUGACUUAGGUUCCAUGAUGAAAAAUAUAGGAGUUCCAUUACCCCAAGAUGUGAUUCAAAGUGCACUGAAGAAUGUGACUAUCAUGGAUGAUGGGAUGGUGAAUUUAGAAGAGUUUAUGGGCAAUUUGGUCCAUUCAGGAUUUUCAUCUCCAUCUGAAAAAAAAAUCGAGAUCAGUAACCUGGAUAAUUUCAUGGAUGAUAUGGGAACUGAACUUACAUGUAAAGAACAUAAAGAGCUGGUAAAUCAUCUCCCAGCUAGUGCUGAUGAGAAGAUAAAUCAGCUCAAAUUGAUGGAUACCAUGAAUACUCUUGAAGCUGAGAGAAAAAUAAAUCAGAUGAGACCAACAGAUACCAUGGAGCCUCUUAAAGGAGAGAUGGUAAAUAUCAGAGACCUGGACAGCAUACUAGGAAACACGGGCAUUGAACUCACCAAAGAAGAACUUGGAGAGCUGAGAAGAAACCUUCCCGUUAAUGGUGACUCAUUUUAGAUAUAAAGCAUCCCUCAGGAAAGCUUGAUCUUGAGGUUUAUAUAUGAGUAUUUCUGAGACC